CGCUCCAGCGCCCCGGCCCUGCCGCCCGCGCCGGGGCGGUCGCCCGCAGAGGAAGGCGCCGCAGUCUCCGGGCCUCGCCGCCCCGCUCGAGUGUCCUCGGCACCGAGGGCUCGCGGGUCCUGAGGGGAGGAGGCGAGCCAGGGGCCGGGCACUGAGCUCUUUGGCGCCCCCACCCCCCGUUUUCGGAGCCCUCCACGCUGCGGCCACUGUCCCCUCCGGACCAUGGCCGACGACGACGUGCUGUUCGAGGAUGUGUACGAGCUGUGCGAGGUGAUCGGCAAGGGUCCCUUCAGUGUUGUACGACGAUGCAUCAACAGAGAAACUGGGCAACAAUUUGCUGUAAAAAUUGUUGAUGUAGCCAAGUUCACAUCAAGUCCAGGGUUAAGUACAGAAGGUAAGAGAUGGAUUUCAAAUCUAAAGCGGGAAGCCAGUAUCUGUCAUAUGCUGAAACAUCCCCACAUUGUAGAGUUAUUGGAGACAUAUAGCUCAGAUGGAAUGCUUUACAUGGUUUUUGAAUUUAUGGAUGGAGCGGAUCUGUGUUUUGAAAUCGUAAAACGAGCUGACGCUGGUUUUGUAUACAGUGAAGCUGUGGCCAGUCAUUACAUGAGACAGAUACUGGAAGCUCUACGCUAUUGUCAUGAUAACAACAUAAUUCACAGGGAUGUCAAGCCCCACUGUGUUCUCCUUGCCUCAAAGGAAAACUCGGCACCUGUUAAACUUGGGGGCUUUGGGGUAGCUAUUCAAUUAGGGGAGUCUGGACUUGUAGCUGGAGGACGAGUUGGAACACCUCAUUUUAUGGCCCCAGAAGUUGUCAAAAGAGAGCCUUAUGGAAAACCUGUAGAUGUCUGGGGUUGUGGCGUGAUCCUUUUUAUCCUGCUAAGCGGUUGUUUGCCUUUUUAUGGAACCAAGGAAAGAUUGUUUGAAGGCAUUAUUAAAGGAAAAUAUAAGAUGAAUCCAAGGCAGUGGAGCCAUAUCUCUGAAAGUGCCAAAGACCUAGUACGCCGCAUGCUGAUGCUGGAUCCUGCUGAAAGGAUCACUGUUUAUGAAGCACUGAAUCACCCAUGGCUUAAGGAGCGGGAUCGUUAUGCCUACAAGAUUCAUCUUCCAGAAACAGUAGAACAACUGAGGAAAUUUAAUGCAAGGAGGAAACUAAAGGGUGCAGUACUAGCAGCUGUGUCAAGUCACAAAUUCAACUCAUUCUAUGGGGAUCCCCCUGAAGAGUUGCCAGAUUUCUCCGAAGACCCUACCUCCUCAGGAGCAGUCUCACAGGUGCUGGACAGCCUGGAAGAAAUUCAUGCACUUACAGACUGCAGUGAAAAGGACUUAGAUUUCCUACACAGUGUUUUCCAGGAUCAGCAUCUUCACACACUACUAGAUCUAUAUGACAAAAUUAACACAAAAUCUUCACCGCAAAUCAGGAAUCCUCCGAGUGAUGCAGUACAGAGAGCCAAAGAGGUAUUGGAAGAAAUUUCAUGUUACCCUGAGAAUAACGAUGCAAAGGAACUAAAGCGUAUUUUAACACAACCUCAUUUCAUGGCCUUACUUCAGACUCACGAUGUAGUGGCACAUGAAGUUUACAGUGAUGAAGCAUUGAGGGUUACACCUCCUCCCACUUCUCCCUAUUUAAAUGGUGAUUCUCCAGAAAGCGCAAAUGGAGACAUGGAUAUGGAGAACGUGACCAGAGUUCGCCUGGUCCAGUUCCAAAAGAACACAGAUGAACCAAUGGGAAUCACUUUAAAAAUGAAUGAGCUAAAUCACUGUAUUGUUGCAAGAAUCAUGCAUGGGGGCAUGAUUCAUAGGCAAGGUACACUUCAUGUCGGAGAUGAAAUUCGAGAAAUCAAUGGCAUCAGUGUGGCUAACCAAACAGUGGAACAGCUGCAAAAAAUGCUUCGGGAAAUGCGGGGGAGUAUCACCUUCAAGAUCGUGCCAAGUUACCGCACUCAGUCGUCAUCCUGUGAGAGAGAUUCCCCCUCCACUUCCAGACAGUCCCCAGCUAAUGGUCAUAGCAGCACUAACAAUUCUGUUUCGGACUUGCCAUCAACUACCCAACCAAAAGGACGACAGAUCUAUGUAAGAGCACAAUUUGAAUAUGAUCCAGCCAAGGAUGACCUCAUCCCCUGCAAAGAAGCUGGCAUUCGAUUCAGAGUUGGUGACAUUAUCCAGAUUAUCAGUAAGGAUGAUCACAAUUGGUGGCAGGGUAAACUGGAAAACUCCAAAAAUGGAACUGCGGGUCUCAUUCCUUCUCCAGAACUUCAGGAAUGGCGAGUCGCUUGCAUUGCCAUGGAGAAGACCAAACAGGAGCAGCAAGCCAGCUGUACUUGGUUUGGCAAGAAAAAGAAGCAGUACAAAGAUAAAUAUUUGGCAAAGCACAAUGCAGUGUUUGAUCAAUUAGAUCUUGUUACAUAUGAAGAAGUAGUAAAACUGACAGCAUUCAAAAGGAAAACACUAGUCUUAUUAGGUGCACAUGGUGUUGGGAGAAGACAUAUAAAAAACACCCUCAUCACAAAGCACCCAGACCGGUUUGCGUACCCUAUUCCACACACCACCAGACCUCCAAAGAAAGAUGAAGAAAAUGGAAAGAAUUAUUACUUUGUAUCUCAUGACCAAAUGAUGCAAGACAUCUCUAAUAAUGAGUACCUGGAGUAUGGCAGCCACGAGGAUGCAAUGUACGGGACAAAACUGGAGACCAUCCGGAAGAUCCAUGAGCAAGGGCUGAUCGCAAUACUGGACGUGGAGCCUCAGGCACUGAAGGUCCUGAGAACUGCAGAGUUUGCUCCUUUUGUUGUUUUUAUUGCCGCACCAACUAUCACUCCAGGUUUGAAUGAGGAUGAAUCUCUUCAGCGUCUGCAGAAGGAGUCUGACAUCUUACAGAGAACAUAUGCACACUACUUCGAUCUCACAAUUAUCAACAAUGAAAUCGAUGAGACAAUCAGACAUCUGGAGGAAGCCGUGGAGCUCGUGUGCACAGCCCCGCAGUGGGUCCCGGUCUCCUGGGUCUAUUAGGCCUCUCCCCAGAUAUCUGCCGCAUAGCUGGGAGCCACGUCAUACAUGGAAAAGCCUCUGUUAUCGGCCUUGUGUCAGCAGGUCGUGGUCCCUAGAGACUACCUAGUUGUAGUGUGACCUACAUUUAUAAUUAUUGUCAUGUCUGAAUAGAUAGGAGGAGAAAAACAAUUACACACUAAUUUAAAGAGACAGUAUCUUUUUUAAUCAGUUCUCCUAAACUUUAAUAAAAUGUAUCUUUAAAUGUAUGUAUUAUUCAAUCCUUUGGAAUGUUAUAUUUUUGGAAAUCAUAGCUUUUUAUUUCCAAGGCCCCUAAAAACUGCACAAAAUAGAUGCUGCUUUCUAUAAUCUAUUUUAAUAAUAAUAAACAAUGAUUCUGUUACCUUGACUGGGGUUGGAACACUACAUUCUUUUUAGAGUCUGAUUUUAUGGAUUGGAAUAUCUUUCUUUCCUUUAUUUAUUUUGAAAUAAUCAGUCUAGUGAUUACAAAACUCAUAAAUUUUUAAAGGCCUUUCUUUUCCUCUUUUGUUUUAGAACUUGUUUUAAGUCCUUCAUGUAACAUCCAGAUAAUGUGAUACUGUCUCUUUGAAGCACCCUGUAAACCUUUUAGAGAUUUGAAGUUGGGUCUUGACUCUUAAUGCAUGUGGACAGUCGCGAGCGUUUAUGCUGUCGGUGUGUCUGUGUUGGACAAAACAAUCUGUAAUCUACAGCAAAGUACAUUCCGUUCACGGGGCACACCCAGGGGAAUAAGAAUAAAAUGCUAUUAUGACUAAGUUGUAAACCUAUGCACAUCCCUUGCAUUUCGGGCAACUUUAUAAAAAACAAACAAAAACUGA
Molecule: messenger RNA, 3836 nt
Organism: Mesoplodon densirostris (Blainville's beaked whale)
Lineage: Eukaryota; Metazoa; Chordata; Mammalia; Artiodactyla; Ziphiidae
Gene: CASK
Product: calcium/calmodulin dependent serine protein kinase
Exons: 26
Coding region: 223-3003 (926 amino acids)
Biological process (GO): protein phosphorylation; regulation of neurotransmitter secretion
Cellular component (GO): cell-cell junction; basolateral plasma membrane; plasma membrane
Molecular function (GO): ATP binding; protein kinase activity; signaling receptor binding
Source: RefSeq, a predicted model, not a curated record